UUUUUUUCUUCUUCUUCACUUUGCUUCUUUUUCUUUCUAUUUUUAUAAUAUUUACUUUUUCGUUAUCAAAAAGAUAUGUGGAGACCUACAGGCACCAAUGUUAUUCCAUUGGGUACAAAACGACGCCAUAAUGAUUUUAAACAACAAGAACCUGACACUUUGGCAACUACAAACUCAUCUCAUUCCAUACCAGAAAAUUCAGUAUCUCCAUCUCCUUCAAAGUUAGACCAUACAACGACAUCCACUCAUGAAUCCGCAGCUUCUAACAAUGAAUCAAGUGAACGAAAACGAAAACGAAGGAGCAGAUGGGGAGCAGAAGAAAAAGUAACCUCUGGAAUACCAACAACAUUACCAAAAGUCGAUGAAAAAGAAAAGGACAAUUAUGUUUUGAAGAUUCGACUGGAAGAAAUCAAUAGAAAGUUACGAACAAAUGAUGUUGUACCACCAGAAAGAGAAAGAUCACCAUCACCUGAACCAGUUUAUAAUGCAGAUGGUAAACGUGUCAAUACACGCGAAUUUCGAUAUCGUAAAAAAUUGGAAGAUGAACGACACAAGCUUGUGGAAAUUGCUACAAAGAAUAUUCCUAAUUUUGUGCCACCUGUCGAUUACAAGAAACCAACAAGAUUACAAGAAAAAGUAUACAUUCCCGCCAAAGAAUUCCCUGAGAUCAACUUUAUUGGAUUGCUUAUUGGACCUCGUGGCAAGACUUUGAAGGCAAUGGAAUCAGAUUCUGGAGCCAAGAUUAGUAUUCGUGGUCGUGGAUCAGUCAAGGAAGGAAAAUCAAGAACUGAUGCAGCUGCUAAUUCUGCUCAAGAAGAAGAUUUACAUUGUUUAGUGAUGGGUGAUUCAGAAGCCAAGAUUCAAAAAGCUGUCAAGAUGAUUGAAAAAAUAAUAGAAACGUCUGCAUCAACACCAGAAGGACAAAAUGAAUUGAAAAGAACUCAACUUCGUGAAUUGGCAGCAUUAAAUGGUACAUUACGGGAUGAUGAAAAUCAAACUUGUUUGAAUUGUGGUGCUACUGGUCAUCGACGAUUUGAAUGUCCUGAACGACAAAAUUUCUCUGCCAAUCUUACUUGUCGUAUUUGUGGUGGUCAUGGUCAUAUUGCUCGGGAUUGUAAUCAACGGGAUAAUCCAGAAGUAUUGGAAGCUGCAAGAGCUCGAGAUCAACAAUUGGAUCAUGAAUACCUCAAUUUAAUGGCUGAAUUAGGAGAAAAACCCGAUGAAGCUGCUGCUCAGUAUACAAAUGGUUCAAUGCCACCCAAUACAGCAGCAGCAGCAGCAGCAGCAGCAGCACCUUGGCAACAACCACCACCAUCACAAGCAUCACAUUAUCAAUCUCAACAAUACCAGCAACAGUAUCAUCAACAAAAUUACUAUCAAUCUCCUGUAGCAGAUGGAGAAGCACCACCAUGGCAAAGAUCUCGACAUCAAGGAUCAUAUUCGGACGCACCUUGGCACAAUUCAAACUAUUCUUACGACACAACUUACACUACUGGAUCUUAUGGUCAUUAUGAAGGGUAUGGAGGUUAUGAUCAAUAUGCACAUCAACCUUGGGCUCAACAACCUCCACCUCCACCAUCUUCCAACGAAAAUGAAUACCAUCCUCCUCCACCACCACCUAAUGAUGAAUCUUGGGAAGGUCAACCUCCACCACCUCCACCACCAUCAUCCGGUAUGCCACAACCACCACCUCCACCUCCCCCUGAAUCCAUGGAAGCACCUCCUCCUCCCCCUCCUCAAUAGUUAAUUAUUUUAUCAAUGUUUAAUAAAGUUUUCUUUUUCUUUU
Molecule: messenger RNA, 1786 nt
Organism: Halteromyces radiatus
Lineage: Eukaryota; Fungi; Mucoromycota; Mucoromycetes; Mucorales; Cunninghamellaceae
Exons: 9
Coding region: 76-1743 (555 amino acids)
Biological process (GO): regulation of mRNA splicing, via spliceosome
Cellular component (GO): nucleus
Molecular function (GO): mRNA binding; zinc ion binding
Source: RefSeq, a predicted model, not a curated record